Messenger RNA from Amoebophrya sp. A25, 1850 nucleotides. Lineage: Eukaryota; Dinophyceae; Syndiniales; Amoebophryaceae. The record is from the annotation of a GenBank genome assembly.
CGACUUUCAAAAGUGAAGCUUAUCAGGUAGAAGGACUCUACGAAUAGAAAUGUUGGAAGAUCGAACUCUAGACCUCCAGCCUGAUCUCCUAAGAGCUUCCUCUCUAAGAUCCUCGGAUCCUGUUUUUCUGUUAUGACAGACUUGAGUCUAUUAUCACUCAUAGAUUAUCCUUAUGUAUCGGCCAAAUUACAUUUGUGUUGCAUAAUUCCUUGGGAGAUGAACACUUGCGACCAAUAUUUUAGCAGAAAAAGUUUGAACUUCUAUCGACUAAAUAUUUAACUUUGUUGCUACCUGUAGGUAGGCAAGCAAAGUCACAUCAUCUUCGUAGCGAGGAAGGAAAAACCAAAGAACACAAGAUGAAGAACUUGCGGAAUGUGGUGAAGCGGCGGGUGCACUUGGAGCGACACCAGCCGCUCGCUAGACAGAAGCUAGGUCUCUUGGAGAAGAAAAAGGACUAUGUCUUGCGUGCGAAGGACUACCACAAGAAGCGCGACCAUGUUGCGCAUUUGCAAGAGAAAGUGCGGCAGCGUAACCCUGACGAGUUCGCAUAUGGCAUGCUCCGUGGCAAGAUCGAUGACGCCACAGGCAAAUUCAAGACCUUACAUAGUAAAGCGGCACUUGUCGGUCACGGCCGCACCGGUGCGGACAAGCUUUCUGCGAAAAAGGCAUCUGGACCUGCCGGCAAAAAGUUGUCAAAAGAGCAGGCUCAAAAAAAUCGGGAGUUUGACCACUUGAGUAAGGACGAGCAGCGCACAGCGGAAACGGCUGAUCGGGAGUACGUGGAGUGGCGGCUUCGACUCGACAAGAAAAAAACAGAAAAACGAGAUGGGGAGAUGCACUUCAUUGGCUACAAAGAUGCAAACCAAAAGCAUGUAGUUUUCGAAGGCGACAACGAAGAGGACCACAGCGACGAUGUUGACGAAAAAGCUCUUGCCAGUGAAAAAGAAACUCAUCGCCUAGAUGUAGGACAGCCGUCAAAUAAAGCGAGCGUCUCCUCCGCAUCUUCCUCUUUAUCAGGAAAGAAAAGUCGAAGUGCACUUCGAAAAGAGCAGCGUAGGGCUCAAAUCCUCACUGCUGCCAGGCAUGCAGACUUAGUCAAGGCGGAACAGGAAAAUGAGCGAACGCAAAAACUCCAGAGUGUGCUCAGUGCUAUGCAGAAUCGAAGAGAUGCUCAGGCAAAAGGUAAAAAGACAGCAAUCACUGACAAAAAAGGUAAGGUCAUUCAUUACCGAUUCGCGAAGCGUCGCGCCAAAUGAUUAGUAAGCGUCGUAUAUGGACCUUCUAGUAGUAUAGAGUUCGUUAUAUCUCCAUAACACUACAAUUCAUACUCGAAGAAAUUAUCGACGAUUAUGAUUCGACGAUGUUUUAUAUGUACAUGCUUUCCUUUUUUUGCUUUUUCUAGUUAGGUUGGCUCCACCACUUAUAUUGGCGAAAUGAAACCCCCCUGAUGUUGCCGUUGGAACCAUUAUGAAUCCCUUGCACGAGAAAGUAUGUUUGUCCAGGACAGGAUCGAUGUUUAAGCACAUCUUUCCUCGUUUCAGCAGCUGUUCGAUAUUCGAAAAAGAGAGGAUUGAACGAUUUCUAAGUCGAGUCUAGAAUGAGAACGAGUCUAGGAAACGCCUCCAGUAUGCUCAUUGAUAAAAGCAUACGCGUGACAUGAUUUUAGAAUUUCUAAGAAUGGAGGUCUCUACAAGCAAGAUUCUAGUGUCGUGUGGUCGCGGAUCCUCUCAUGUUCUCCUCUUGAAAUCGAAAUGUAAUCGUUGGGGAAUAAAGAUUAUCGAUCAGUUGUUUCUUCAUGUAAUAUUCUUUAUAUAGAGAGGGCCAACAAAGUCGUGAGCACGAUAACAAAC